Molecule: messenger RNA, 13505 nt
Organism: Brienomyrus brachyistius
Lineage: Eukaryota; Metazoa; Chordata; Actinopteri; Osteoglossiformes; Mormyridae
Product: inactive ubiquitin carboxyl-terminal hydrolase 54-like
Exons: 22
Coding region: 4651-9096 (1481 amino acids)
Biological process (GO): protein deubiquitination
Molecular function (GO): cysteine-type deubiquitinase activity
Source: RefSeq, a predicted model, not a curated record
AGUGGUGUCUGAAGGACUUGGUGGAGUUGCACAAACCUACAGGUAGGAUCCCAUGUCUCUGGGGAAGUCCCCCUGAGGCCAAUCUCAUAUCUCUGCACGAAGCCUCCCCUCCUCUAUACCAGGGGCACUGAUAAUGUGCAUUAAUCCUUUGCCAGUUGCCAGGCCUAACAUGUAGCCCACAGAUGUUUGAACUGCUCCUGCUCCAGUUUUGAGGGGUAUCUUUGGGGCUUCAAUCAAAACAUUCACUAUGCAGACACUAUGCAAGGGAUUUUUCUGCUAUGUCUGAUGUGUCUUAUUUCAUUCAUAUUGGCAUAUGCCCCUCACCAACACCCCCCCCCUUCCCUUCUGGAACAAUCCUCAGAAGCUGUUACCUAUUUCAUCAUGAUUGUUUCCCUAAGGACCCUGCAGGGAGAAUGAUGGGUGAUCAAUAUUUUGUACACAUCUAGCCCAGCUGAUACAAACUUUAAGUGAUCCAUACACAUAAAUCAUGCGUUGCUGUCCUGGGAUUUGGCCCAGAUCCAGCCCUCUGAACGGCAAACUGGGCCAGACGGUGAGGGAUAAUGGACAUUGCAGGAAUGCUGCAGCUGCUGGCGUCUUGCUACACGUCUUGGGGACACAGCUCAAGUGUUUGCUGCGGAUGUAUUUUUCAGCCAGCACAAGGAUCCUGCUAAAACUUCAAUAUCAUUCGUGUUGGUUAUUUGAACUGUGUGUAUGUUCUUUAAAAAAAAAACUUCACUUGAUGUUUUUUUUUUAAACCAUGAACAUCAGAUGGUUAAAAAUUACUAGGACUUCAGAAGCAACUAUUCAACUAAAUUUUAAAAUGAUGCAUCUUCAGCUGGUAGCUGACUAACAGAUUUUGACUACCACAUUUAUAUCAAUAAGAUAAAAUGUUUGUGCAGUGGAUUCCUCUGCCUUUUGGGGCAGAAGGACAGACGCUCAGCUGCAGCUGAGAGCAACAUCAUUGUUAGUGAGAAGGCCUUUGUAUUCAAACAUUAGCCGUUGUCUUUUCAGAUGAACGGAUUAUUGUAGUAGAGAAGUGUUUUCACUACCCGUUUUAACCCACUGAUCAAAAUAAUUUUUUAAAAAAGCUAGUUAAAAGUAUGUAAAGUACAAGUCACUUUUUCCAUGUGUUUUCUGCUCUCUGCUUCCCAUGUUCAAACCGUGGGCAUUUCACAGUUAUUUUUGCACCUUAUUGAUGACUUGUGCUGAUUGUUUAUUUUAUGGCAGCAGACAGACUGGGAGCUACAGAGCUAUUGGUGGGAGGGGGUCAUCCUGUGUGAAUUUCCCAGGGCGUGUCCCUGCAAUCUGCUUGAUGGGGUCAGUGAUUAUUGUACCCCUCCCCCCCAUUCCCCACACCCCUUCACCACCACCUUCCUAUUGGUUUGGUUUCACAGUGGUUGUGAAUAAUAUUAAUUAUUUCUUAAACUUCCACUAGAGAAAAGCGGUGGUUUUUUUAUUGUGCUCCUUGUGGUGGUGGUGGGGGGGGGGGUCUUGAUUGGCUCUGCUUUGGGGAGCCAGGCCUGACACUGGCGUACAGAUCAUAUUACUGCUUGUUUGCUUAGCACUUCCCACCUUUCAAUGUUCCACAAAGUACCUCUUGAUAAGCUCGGUGUUGUUUCCGUAGAGCAUGUUUUUCUAAGUUCUUUUUCUGCUUGUUACAGAUUGUCCCUUCCCCACAAUAUUAGGUUCCAGAAUUUUUUUACUGUCAGUAUAAAGUAUAAAUGUUUAUUGCCUGCUGGGACAUAGGUACCACUUCCUCCACAAUGCAUCGCUCUGGUGACACGCUUGCUUCUUGCAAUAGUUAGUCCUGCCAAUGUACCAGAUAGUUAGUAACACCAGUGCUUUGAGAAUGCCACCUAUUUAACCAGGUCCCAUACUCAUAGUGUCUCUCAUCCUCCUGCCUCUCCAUUGGUUUUCAUGGUAAUGAAUAAAAGCUGCUGAUCAUGUGGGAAAACAGCAGCCCACCCCUGCACUUCACCUGAAUGUGCUCCAUUUGGUAAUGCGUUAGUGAUGUGCCUUCAGAGUUGCAGAUUAUUAAAACCUUGGCCAGUGAGCAAGAUUCACUGGGCCAGGCCAGGAGGCGGGGUGUAAUCGCUCUACUCAGAGCACAAAACAUUAGUCUUUUUGCCGUUGCCAGCCUUUCUUCUCGGGCUUUCCCCAUCGUUGUCCUGAAUGAUGAGAACGUGUUGGUUGACAGCCCCAGCUAGGAUAUUUAAUUUUACAAAAGGCACCUGGGACUCGAGGCUCAUUUAUGAGUAGCCCCCUCUGCUUGCGUAGCCCCAAACUGAAGUGCAGUACGACACUGUGAUAUUCAAAAAUUGGAGGGACAAGCAGCCCAGAGCACUUUCCAUCUUGGUCUCUCCUGUGCAGGAUGCUUUCAGAGAUGGUCCAUCACAAUUUAGCUGGCUUUGUAAUAUUGCUGACCACAAGUCUAAUUUAUAGACCAUGGAACACCCAUGUUAAUUGCACUGACUGUCAUGUUGUUAUUUGGCGAGUCAUUAAGUACAUAGUGUAGUCCUUAUUUACAUAGGAUAAUGAUUGUAUUAGUCAUAUCUGUGUGGUUGAGUCACACCUAAUGUUGUGCCAAGUACAGGGUGUGUGCUAGGUCUCAUCAGCCUUAUGCAUCACCUGUCAUAUUCAGAUUUUUUUCUACCUUUUAAUUUAUUAAUUUUCCUGGGAAUUAAUCAUAGGACAGUGGUCCCUGUGAUGAUUAUCUAUUUUGAGAUACAGGGGGUAGCAACCUUCUGUUUUGUUUCCAGCUUGACUUAGGGGAGGGGACGAGUACCUCAGGAUUGCCAGUUUUGGUCAACUGGCUGGCAUGAGAUUUACACGUGCAUUUACAUGUAUGCUACAGAUUUAUUUCCUUGUAAAUAGUCUGUAAUGUUUCCAAACUACCCCAACGGUUUGACGCUUUUGAUGUAGCUAAUUUUAGGUUUAUAAUGGAAUAAUACAGAUUUGCUGUAAGACUUCCUGCGCGAGCAUGAGAGUCGGAAAGCUUGAGUGUCACGCCAGAUGCGUUAAAGUUGACAACCCUGGUACCUACAGCAUGAGUUGCGCAGCGUGGAGGGGUUAAAGAGUGCCUGAGUUUACGCAAAUUGCGUAAUCGCUGCGUGAAUAUUUCGGACAACUCGUAAUGCGCGUGAUUAAUUGUUUUGCCAUUGCUUUCCGCUCUUGGGUGUAAUUCACAGGCGGCUGCUUAUGAAAUACAAUUUGGAAAUGCAUUAUCUAACAAGGCUGUGUGUUUAACUUACUUUAAUGGUGAGUGUCGUACCACACGAUUCUCAGCCAGUAAACUCUUACCGACCGGACUUGUGUAUGGCAACAACAAAAAGCGUGGAGCUCACCAAAUAUGUAUAAAUAGCCCCUUGUUCCUGCAGCGGUGCCAGCGCAGGCGUGUUUAGCCAGCUGAGCAAUGUAAAAGGUAGUUUUAUAAAGGGCUACGGUGUUUUAUUAUACCUAACGGCGAUUGUGUAAAGCAUUGUUUAGCAAGAUUUCCGGCGGUUAAGGAACUGCAGGUAGAAAAUGCACACGGAGGGCGCAUAGUUUACCUGUCAGUUUUAUAACUCUGCUGGGAAGUCCAGUCUCCAGAGAGGCUGGCAAGUAUACAAGACCCCCCUACUCGUCGUGGUUGAUUUGGAAAGCCCCGCCCCCAUCUUCGAGUGUUGGCUUUGUUUCGGGCUGCAGGUAACGGCGCUGCCCCUCCCCCAGCCAGGCCCGGUUCAGUCCUCUCUUUUUCCCUCCCUCCCAAGGAGGCAUUAUUAUGGCUUCACUGCGCCCAGUAAUUAGGUUGGGGGUGUUUUGUUCCGGGGCCGGGACGCAAAAGCUGACGCAAACACUUCGUAACUUUUAAGACGAGGCAGCACUGAUACGGAUGCCUUUUCUUACCUGAAGGCAGGAUGCUUGAACUGGCUGAUCAUAUAAAAGGAUUGCAGCGUGUAAACUUCAGAUACGGAUGAAGAAAAAUGUGUACUUUUUGAACAGGGAACACUGCGACUGGAUGUACCACAUAAUAACUGGCUGAAGUGUAGCCAAGGAUGUGUCUCGCAUGGAUGCCUCUGUAGAAGCAGAAAGGAUGCAGCAGUGACUCCUGUGCAAACACAGAAACACACGCCUCCAGCAACAACGACUGCAAGGCCUUUGGUGAUACUUGUUGAAGACUUCACAGACUGGCCUUGGGGAGAGGACUGAAGUGGCACCCUCAGGCCUAACAAACAGCUUACAGUGUGUGGUUUAAGUGCCCCCAGAGGAAGGAGAGAGAGAGAGCUGUUGUUCUAAAGACAGCAUUUGUUUUUCGACAUCCCUGGACGUUUCCCUGCUCCAAAAUACAUGGUCACUUUUUUUUCUCCAUUAAUCUUUUUCUCAUUUAUUUUUUGGAAAUAGGGUACAAUCUGCCAAAACAGUUUAUAUAUUGAUUUUUAUUCUUCUACCUCAGUGGGGGCUUAUCUGAGUAAGGGGAUCACGUAACAAACAGUCCACUGGAGCACAAGCUUACGCCUCAUCACACGGUUAAUGUAUUCAUUCAGCUGCCAUCUUUCCAAGGGGGCCCCAUACGUAUUCCUGGUCUGUUGGCAAUGAUGAGCCCUGCCGACCAUCCCCUGCAUAAAGCAGUGUUCUGCUGAUCCAGGUGGGAUUGAGGGAGCGGGUGGUGGCAUGUCGUGGAAGAGAAGCUAUUUUGCGUCGGGUGUCAGCAGUCUGCAGGGCAUCUUUACACCACGCACAAUGGCGUCCAUCGCACCCAGCAAGGGUCUGAGCAAUGAGCCUGGACAGAACAGUUGCUUCCUGAACAGUGCUCUGCAGGUCCUCUGGCAUCUCGACAUCUUUCGCCGGAGCUUCCGCCAGCUGACUACCCACAGAUGCAUGGAGGACUCCUGCAUCUUCUGUGCUCUUAAGAGCAUCUUUGCACAGUUUCAGUACAGUAGUGAGAAGGUACUGCCAUCUGAUGCCCUGCGCAGUGCCCUGGCCAAGACCUUCCAGGACGAGCAGCGCUUCCAGCUGGGGAUCAUGGAUGACGCAGCCGAAUGCUUUGAGAACCUUCUGAUGCGGAUUCAUUUCCACAUCGCAGAUGAGACCAAGGAAGACAUCUGCACUGCCAAACACUGCAUUCCACACCAAAAGUUCGCCAUGACGCUCUUUGAGCAGUGUGUCUGCAACAGCUGUGGAGCCACCUCGGACCCACUGCCGUUCAUCCAGAUGGUUCAUUAUAUAUCCACCACUUCUCUCUGUAACCAGGCUGUGCACAUGCUGGAGUCCCGGGAGAAGCCCACGCCAGGCAUGUUCGGGGAGUUGCUCCGCAAUGCCAGCACCAUGGGUGACCUGCGCAACUGUCCGAGUAACUGUGGAGAGACGCCGCAGAUCAGACGGGUGCUCAUGAACUCCCCCGAGAUCAUCACCAUUGGCCUGGUGUGGGACUCUGACCACUCAGACCUGGCUGAGGAUGUGAUCCACAGCCUGGGGACCUGCCUGCGCCUGGGAGAUCUUUUCUUCAGGGUGACAGAAGACAAAGCCAGACAGGCAGAGCUCUACCUGGUGGGCAUGGUCUGCUACUACGGGAAACACUACUCCACCUUUUUCUUCCAGACCAAAAUCCGCAAAUGGAUGUACUUUGAUGACGCACAUGUAAAGGAGAUCGGGCCCAAGUGGAAGGACGUGGUGUCGCGUUGCAUCAAGGGGCACUACCAGCCCCUGUUGCUGCUCUACGCUAACCCCCGGGGGGCACCAGUGUCUGCACAAGACAUGCCCUCUCCACUGCAGCUGCACCAUAACACCAAGGCCUGCUACGACAGUGAGGACUCUGGCCGUGAGCCGUCCAUCUCCAGUGACACGCGCACUGACUCCUCUACCGACAGCAGCGACCAAAAGCACUCCCACCCGCACCACCAGUCCAUGGCCAGUCACUUCUCAUCCGACUCCCAGGGCACCGUGGUGUGUAACCUAGAUGACGCCGUCUCCCACAUCAGCGCUGAUACCCUGGGCCAAGAGUUGGAUAAUGAAGCACUGCAGAGACAGACGCUGAAAAAAGGUGGGGCUUUGGACAGGAAGGGCGGGACCGGGGACAGGAGAAGGAGCUCUAGUCGACCUCGGCGGGGGGAGGACAGGAGCCGGACAGCUAAGGCAGAUGAGGUGUCCUCUGCAGGAUACCACAGUGAGGGGGAGACACUAAAAGAGCAGCAGGCCCCCCGUACAGCACCCAAGCCCACCAUUAGCCACCUGAGGGAGUUUAAGGAGACCAUGAGUAACAUCAUCCACAGCCGGCCCCUGUCAUCUGCCAUGAGUUCUGCACCUGGGGGCUCCAAUCUGCGUGCCGAGGACCGCAACUGGGAAAUUGAGAGCACGAGCAGUGAGUCCAAAUCCAGCUCGUCUGCUGGCCGGUACCGGCCUGCCUGGAAGCCCCGACGGGAGGCCCUCAACAUUGACAGCAUCUUUAGCUGGGAGCAGCAGCAGCAGGCGGGCCAGUGCCCCCCGGGAGCCUCAUCUAUGCUGGAAAAUGCAGAUGGGGAUGGUGACGCCGCCAUAGUGCCUGAGGCGAGAGAACAGGUGGCCAGGGAUGUGGCCCCGACGGGCAGCUUGGAGAACCAGCCGCGGCUGAUCCAGCGCAUGGAGAGCGGUUAUGAGAGCAGCGAGAAGAACAGCAGCAGCCCAGUCAGCUUCGACAUGCCCCUGAGCAGCGGCGCCACUGCCUCCUUACGCAGGGACAGCGCUCUCAAGAUGGGCAGCUCUGGCCCAGCCUGGCGCAACAUUGCCAAGUCCAAGAGCAGCACCACCCUACUCCAAGAUGCAAAGACCGGGACUUGUCACAGCAGCCACCUGGGGGGGGGCCGCAGUGAGCUGGACGAGCUGCAGGAGGAAGUCGCCCGCCGGGCCAGAGAGCAGGAGCUGCAGCGCAAGCGGGAAAAAGAGCAGGAGGCUGCCAUGGGCUUCAACCCCCGUCCCAGCAAGUUCAUGGACCUGGACGAGCUGCAGAACCAGGGCAAAGGGAAGGGGGACAGCCUGGAGAGGGCUCUGGUGGACACCGAUGUACUCCUAGAGCAGUCACUACGGCUGGAGCAGACCGGUGACCUGGCUGCAGCACUCGCUGCCUGCAACGAAGCUGUGUCCAAGUUAAGACUUGCCAUGCAUGAAGGCAGUGCUCACACUCAUAGCAGGACAGGGGCUGAUAAGAAGCUGCACAGAUACAUGAGGAGAGUGCGGGGUCUUCAGCAGCGCAUGCAGGAGCGGCCGGAGCAGAAACAGUCCCAGCCCGCCCGCAGUGAACAAGCUGCUGUGUGCCAAGUACUGCUGACAGCUCCAGGGGACCAGAACCAAGACGCAGACCAGGAUGCCCUGCCUGCCCCUGACAACGUUAGGCAGCCCUCCACUUCUAGAAAAACGCAGCCUGACCCUCCGGGCCCUCCGUGUCCUUACUUCCCUCAUUCUGGCGAGUGGUUGUCUCCGUCUCCCUCCUCCGAGAUGAGCGGUGAACUGCCCCAGAGGCAGCUUUCUGUCCCACUUCCUCCAUGUGCAUGGGAUAGCUGGGGAGAGCUGGAAACCAAUGGGGAGGCUGGUACCCAGAUGCCACCGCCCUCAGAGGCCCCAAGUAGCCUAAGCUCCGCUGAGCCCGUGACCUGGAGCAGUACGCCUGUGGCCCCCACGACCAUGCCCACAGAAACUGGCACCCCAGAUUUGGAUCUAUCCCUAGUACAGGAGCAGAGUUUCCCUAGUAAUCCCCACAGCCAGGAAAACUGUGUGCCUGACCUGGCCGCUUCCUCUUUCAGUAACGCCUGGUCUGCCCGCAGUUUGGACCAUGUGGGCAGCUCUCGUGGGCCCCCUUAUGGCUUCCCUGCCCCCUAUAGUACUGUCACAUGCAGCCGGCCUGGAGCUCCCCUGUCUUCCAGGGGUGGGACCAGGCCGGGACCCCCCAUGCCUGUGGAGCGCUGGGCGGAGAAUGUUACACACCACUACAACUCCCAGCUGCCUAAGGGUCGGCAUAGAGCCCCCCCAGGGCACGAGCCAUCUGAGCUGGACUCACUGUACCAGGCUAGUCUGCAAGCCCCCACCGUGCCCAGGGUCCUGCAGAAUCACAGCCCUCCAGUGCCGGCAGUAGGCCGGAAGCUGGCACCUGGGGUGGCUGUGCCAAGCCGAUCCAAGACACCCACGGCAGAGAUCGAGAGGAGCGCGUACCGCACAUCUGGCCACAGCAGCCCCCAUGGGCCCAGUCAUAAGGUCUCCUCUGCCGUUGGCCGCAACUUGCCGCAGGGGGGUAACGACGAGGCAUACAGUGCAGAGAACCUGCGGCGAAUUGCCCGCAGUCUCAGCGGCAACUUUCCCAGUGGGCGGCCUGAGCGUCUGACCUCCUCUCCCAGCUUUGAGCCCCCAGUUGCGAGGACGCCUAUGCUUGCAGACACUCGAGUCAUGCGUCCCGUGGACACCCAUCACUGCACUCCCCCCCACUUCACCUCACCCCGCCAUCCUGCCGCUUUCUACUCUGAGCCCCAGCACCACAAGCACCACAGCCCUGCCACACCUUCCCACCCAUCCCAUCGGCCUGCCGUGGCUGGGCUCCCUCGGGGACAAUCAGGAGAUCACCAGAAGGUCAAGCAGUUUCUCGCUGUGCCGGAUUGGGGUGAAGCUCUCCCUGCUGAAAUGUACAACCGCUUUGCCCUGAGCUAUAGCACAUUCCAGCAGGCACUUGUGAGGGCAUCCCCAGGGUCCUCGCUCCCUUGGGCCAUGGACAGCACAGCUAGAGGACUCAGACCUGGUUAUGCCACCCUCAUUCACCCUCGGUCUGUGGCGACCCCUGGCAGACCAGGCCCUGGCAGGACUGGGCCGGCCCGUUCAUACGGCACUCUGCAGCACCCGCAUCGCUUCCAUCAGAUUCCACCCUACGUAUCUGAUUCUACUGGCCAACCCCUUCGCCUUGACAUGCCCCCUGAGGCGUGCUGGACAAUGGGGGGCCAUAGGAAGCCCCAGGCAGCGACCCUGCCCCUGGCCCAGCCCCGGCCCCGCGCUAACCCCAGUCAGCCGUGUUCCUUAUGCCAGCAGAUGCUUGUCCAACUCCCCCACCGCUAUUGCCCAAUGUGCGCGAUCUACGUAACCCGUUUCCAGCACACCAGCCGGUAGCCCGUCCGGCUCUCUUUGCCUGCAGUGACACUGCUGGACCUCUUGCUCCAUGUUCUAUAUUCUGCCACUAUUGAGGCAGGUGGCCUUGAGUAAAGGAUCUUCAGACCAGCUAUUUGUCCCUGUCUCACUCCACUACACCAUGGUUGUAGCUUCUGAUGUCAUCAGAGUGCAGCGAUUUGCAGGCCAUGACCUGGGCUUCAGUGCUGCAGCAGAGAUUUUGGAACUGAUGUUUCAGUUUUAUUCAGACAUAGUGGAGUACCAGUGGACAAUGUGUGGAGUGCGACCAGGACAGUGACAGAUCCGUAAUAACUCUUCUCGAUGUCUUGCAUGUGAUUGAAGGGGGGUUGGACCUCCUACUUUAAUGAAUGAAUCACACAUUUUCACUGAGCUUACAGGAAGGGACACGUCUUGGACUUAGGCUGAAUAAACAUGGGCAAGUGUCCAGCCAAAUGAGGUACAUCCACCUCUGAAACUACAAGCAAGGAAGCUGACAGCUGAAUGAUAUGACAGCUUUGCCAGUUGAAUUAACAGCAGCUUAAACAUGGUUACUAUGGAGCCAAUGACUUGGGGGUACAGUAGCUGUGUGGCCCCUCCCACUCAGUAUGUCCCAAACCACAAGAUAACCUGUCUUUUAUUAACUUCUAAAAAUAUCUAUAUUUUUUUAGGAUAAGGGUGGAUAGUCUAUACAAAGUAAUCUAACUUAUACAUUGUAACAAACAUGCUGUUGGGUUAUUUGAGGUGAUGUUUUUAGUGGGAUGGGGUCAGUGUGCACAUGCACUGAGGCGGAACUUUGUGGCACUUUGGAAUUGGUGAAGGAAUAAUCAUAAUUUUCUAUGGUAGGUAAUUCAGAUAAAUGAAAUUUUCAAAAUGAUCAUGAACUUUGAGCAGCAGAGUUAUUACUAACCUAUGCAAACAAUGGAUGUUUCAGCUGUGUGAAGAUGGAUCUCAGUGCUGCUUUUAUUUUUUGGUGGGUGCUUUAGCUUAUUAUAUUGUUACGCGAGUGUCACACUGCUACUGGGCCGGGAGUGUUGUGUGUGUGUGUGUGUCCCACAAUGUAAUAAAAACCUGUUAUUUUGACAUUGUGGGGACCAUUUUUCAGGUCCCCAGAAAGAUCUGUGAAUGCUAGCAAAAAACUAAAAAUGCCAAAAGUUUUUUAUUUUGUUUGGUUACUAAUGCUUAAGGUUAGGACUGGGUAGGGGUUAAGUUCAUCAUGUUGGGAUUAGACUUUUCCUCAUAUGAAUGAAUGGAGAGUCCCCAUAAAGAUAUAAUUACAAACCUCUGUGUGUGUGUGUGUGUAUGUGUAUGUGUGUGUGUGUGUGUGCGUGUGCGUGCGUGUGCGCGUGCGCGUUUGAGGUAGGAAGCACAGCUCUGCGUCUUCGUAUCUGCAUCUGCGCGGCCCACUGUCCAAAUGGUUAAUCAUUCCAGUAAACAAGUGUUGUCACCAGGAAGCACUGGUUUUUUGUGAUGGCUUUCAGAGCAGGAGUUGGGAAGUCUUUUGAGCAGAGCUACAGUAGCUGGAGAUUAGUAAGGUGAAUUGAAAACUGACAGUAAGUGUGGUGGAGAAUGUUUGAUAAGAUUAUUGAAGAGCGUAAUGAGGGCAUGUGGGUGUUUCUGCUGUUACAGUUCUCACACUUUUAAUAACACUUCUGUGACUGAAGACAUAGUGAACCUUGUGGGUAUAUUUUUGUAGUACCUUUGCUAAUCUAUAUUUUUCGAGAGAUUAAGCCCAACCAUACUGUGUAUCCUGCCUUAAUUUAAACGGCAGAUGUUAACAGAAAUGCAGAGGGAAUGAGGCCCAUUUGCUCGUGGGAGCCUUAUGACAUGCUGUGUUCACUGACUAGAGGCCCUGUCUUCUAAAACGCCACAAAGUAGGUCCCUCUGAGAAGUAUGAGGUUACUCUUUUGGUUAAUGUUUUCCAUAACAAGCUGUGGAUUGAGCCAGCAAGUUACAGAAUGAUUUUCCAAGCUUUGGUGUUCGAGAGGGAUCCUGUAAAUGACAUUCUGUUACUGGCAUCAUGUGAGUUUCCUGAGCCCUUCAGUGAAACAGCAGUGGACUCUUACAAUUAUUUAUUAUUUAACCAAAGAUAAAUACCUUACAAACAGUAAGGAACGAUGUCUUUGUCAUCCCUGUAAUUUUCAUUUAUACUGGUGUGAACCUAAUGUAACCUGCAGAGGUGAUUGUGAAACCAUAGCAACGCUGUGCUCUAGUGGCAGAACAGCAGAAGUGCAGUUUCACAGAGGUCCUUGUGUUUGUCCAAUAGAUCUUCUACAACCGUCUAACCAUGUAUAUUAAUGUGUGUACAUCUGUUAAUACCCUACAAAUCAAAUGUGAAAAGAGAUUUCUUAAUGUAAAUUCCAUUUUGAACUUGUUUGUAAAUUCUGUGUGGGCAGAUCAAUCUUGUAUUUUCCCAAUAAAGCUGCUCCACCAAGAUUGAGGCAUGGUGACACCUCUGGCCUCUUGUAGAUUUACCUCAGCCUUUUGUCUCGGACCAAAGGGUUCCUUCAGCUACAUGUAGUUUAGACUGCCACUAGCUUUAUGGCUUUAGUUGAUCUGGCCAAAUAGGCUCAAACAGCAUUAUGGUAAUACUAUACACAAUAUUCUGGGUGUUUUUGGCAACAAAAGUAGCUGUGGGUACCACACCCCCCGCCCCCCCCCCCAAUCACUCAGCAAAUUUCAUAAUAUUAGAUUCUGCCCAAACCUGUGCCUGACUAAGUAAACAUCAGAAAAUAGCACAGGGACCGUUUCAUUCCUCCUGGAGUGUGAGUAGCUGUAUCACAGAUUCACAGAUGUGAAUGCAGGUAAACCAGUUGUGAUCCUUAUUUCUCCCGGACAGUAAUACUGUGCUUCCAAAAUCUGAGAGAGCAUCUUUGUUAAACAACAUAAUGAAAAACAUGUGCGCACGUGUGUGUGUGUGUGUGUUUGUUUGUGAGUGUGUGUGGAUUUCUAUAGAUCAUAUUUGGGUACCAAAAUGUCCCCAAAAUGUGGCAAAACUUGAAACUUCCUUACUUUUGGGGACAUUUUCCAUGUCCUCAUUACAUAACCUCAGUUUUAUAUCUGUGAAUGCAAUCAAAAAAGUGAAAGUGCCAAAAGUCUUGUAUUUUCUUUGGUUACUUUUGGUUAUGGUUAGGGUUGGGUAUGGGUGUCGUGAUUGAAAUUAGGGUUUUUCCCACAGAAAUGAAUGGAAGGUCCCCAUUUAGAUAGACGCCAACGUCUGUGUGUGUCUGUGUCUACAUGUACCCUAUUCUAAAAGUUGAAGUUAUGAGCAUGUCUGUGUCCUUUGGAGACCCCAAGUGACUGGCAUGUGACCCUUUGGGAGAAAUCUUAGCCGGUUCAUCAUAUCAGGUGCAAACCACAGGUUUGUGCACGACGAUAGCACUUUUGGGUAAUCAUGUUCAUGACGGGGUUGCACCAGCUAAGCGUAAGUUCGAUCUUAGCCUACGAUGGACAUAAACUGCCCCAUGUUCAAGUUUACGCACUACUAAAAAUUUGCAGUUGUACAAUGCAAAUAGCGUAGCACUAAGUUAUAACGUAAAUUUUACUUUAACAUUAUACGUAAGGUCUGUCGUAACGAAAAAAAAAGUGCAAAAUGGUGAGAAUGGCCGCUGAUUUAGGAUAAAACAAGGUUGCUGGCAUGAUAAGACGACCUUAGUCUAGUCUGCAAACGUUAGCUGGCAAGCUAGAGAAAUGCGCUACCCUGCCAUUGGUGUUUCGUGUGACCCUUGUUAAUAUUUCUUGAGCUUGAGUAUCUCAUGUAGCAAGACGAAUGUCAAGCACCUACAAUAAAUGUCUGUAUAACUAUACCACAAAUGUGAUAAACAUACUAGCGGCAUAAGUGACCUUAGUUGAUCCGUCUGGAUCCCACCCCAUUAUGAGAACCACGGAUUAACUGCAAAGUUUAACCAUGAUAGUGUGAAAUAGUUUUAUUAUCGCUGUCACUUCUUAAACUUAAAAUCAUUUCUUGCACAUUGUCCUACACCUAUGCGGGGGAGAAUCCUCCACUUAUGUGUAGGACACGGGGGGAAUUUUAGAUUUUCUGUGAGAAUGCAAUAACAAAAAAAAACUGAAUGUAAUAGCAUGAUAGCUACAGCAUUUUUAGUGGAAUCCGCUUCACUCCUUCUCAUGACACAUGCUGUUCGCAUGUCUAAUUAUAACUUUUGUUUUUCCAAGUUAUUUUGUGAUCUUGAGAAAACAGCUUUGGCUUUGAUGAGACAUUGAGAAAAACAAGUUGUGAUUUCAACAUAAGACAGAAAAAGACAAUAAUUUAUGUACUUUAGACUUCCGUCUGAUGCAGAGUUGCAGUGAAAAGAUACAGACAAAGCAGCUUGUAUGUUCAUGUAAAUGGGCAUGUUAAAAGUUACAUGUUUUGGGUUUUCUUUCAGUUCUUAAGUAAUAAAAGGAAAGCAAAGUUA